This is a messenger RNA of Chaetomium fimeti, 3031 nucleotides long. RefSeq lists its product as uncharacterized. Gene Ontology annotation, molecular function: mannose-ethanolamine phosphotransferase activity. The annotation marks the transcript as partial. The transcript has a single exon. The record is from RefSeq and is a predicted model, not a curated record. Gene Ontology annotation, cellular component: endoplasmic reticulum membrane. Gene Ontology annotation, biological process: GPI anchor biosynthetic process. Lineage: Eukaryota; Fungi; Ascomycota; Sordariomycetes; Sordariales; Chaetomiaceae.
GCUCGUUGCUGCCGGCGUGGCCGGGCAAGGGGACGGUGGAGGGCGGGUGUUGGCACCCGCGCACGUUCGACCGCGCCGUGGUGGUGGUGAUCGACGCGCUGCGGUACGACUUCACCGUGCCGGUGCAGGACGACGAGGCGUUCCACAAUGCGUUCCCCUUCCUGUGGGAGACGGCGGUGCGCGAGCCCAACAGGGCGUUCCUGCGGCCGUUUAUUGCCGACCCGCCGACGACGACGCUGCAGCGGUUGAAGGGGCUGACGACGGGGACGCUGCCGACGUUUGUCGACGUGGGGAGCAGUUUUUCUGGUACGGCCAUCGACGAGGAUAACUUGUUGAUGCAGUUCAGGGAUGCGGGGAAGAAGAUUGUUCAUCUGGGCGACGAUACGUGGGAGGCGCUGUUUCCGGGGUACUUUGAGGGGAAUCUGAGCCGUGCGUACGACAGCUUCAAUGUCUGGGACUUGCACACGGUCGAUAACGGGGUCAUUGAGCACAUCUUUCCGGCCAUGGAGAAGAGGAACGACUGGGACGUUCUCAUCGGGCACUGCCUUGGUGUUGACCACGCUGGCCACCGUUAUGGCCCGAAUCACCCGGAGAUGACCAAAAAGUUGCGCCAGAUGGACGGCUUCAUCAAGGAUCUGGCGGAAACCAUGGAUGAUGACACGGUUCUGAUUGUUAUGGGAGACCACGGGAUGGACAGCAAGGGAGACCACGGUGGCGAGAGCGAAGACGAAGUCGAGGCUGCGCUAUGGAUGUACUCCCCCAAGGGCAUCUUUGGCAGAACGAAGCCGGAAUAUGUCACGCCGCCGGUUACCGCUAAGACUCGUCCCGUCAACCAGAUCGAUCUCGUUCCCACCUUGGCGCUAUUGAUGGGUAUCCCCAUCCCCUUCAACAACCUAGGGAGGCCAAUCGAAGAGGCUUUCGCUGGCGCCGCCGGCAAUUCCUGGGCCAACCUCGCUGCGGCUGAGAGAACGGCGGCGGCUGGUAUCAAGCGCUACCAGUCCUCCUACUUCGCCGCCCGGGGAAUCGAGCAGUCCUCCGCGGCCGGGUCUCCCAACGAACUCUGGGACAAAGCUGAGAGCCUUAUUUCCAAGGGCAAGAAGCAGGACUGGGAAGCCAUCUUCUCGGCAUUCGCUGCGUAUCAGGAAGAAAACCUGCAAAUUUGCAAGGCCCUGUGGGCGAGGUUUGACCUCAAGAAUAUGGCAAUUGGCAUUGCCGUGAUGGCGCUCGGGGUUAUCGCGCUUCUCGUUUACAUUUCCAAUGGAGUAGAUGACGAUGUCAUUGACGACGAGGAGCUUGACCUCGCCGAAAAGAGCCUAGAACUGCAGGGCGUGAAGCCCGAAACAUCAGCGACGCCUUCUGAUAGUCUCGAGAGGCGUUUGGUCGCUGCUGCCUUCCUCGGCGCUACCCCCGGAUUCAUUGGCGGAGUCAUCUCCUCCUACGUCUCAGGGGCUGGCGACUGGUACCGCGGAUCUGGAAUUGCUGCUCUCACGAGCAUUGCCGCGGUUCUUGUAUCCAUGUAUGAGGUUCAGGAGACCGUGAUCAAGAUCUUUCCUAGGACGGCCUGGGGCUGGAUGGCGGUAGUCUUCACGGUCAGCCAGUCCAUCGGCUUCGCGUCUAACUCGUACACAAUCUGGGAGGAUUCGAUUCUCCUCUUCUUUAUUACAACAUUCGGUUUCGUCAGCGCCCUAUCAGCGCUCAAAAUCCCUUCCCGCGCCGACCGCUACCUGGCCAUCUACCACUCCGUCGUCUUUGCCCUGCUUGGCCGCGUUGCUUCCUUCUCCAAGCUUUGCCGCGAGGAACAGAUGCCAUACUGCACCUCGACCUACUAUGCCUCGUCCACAUCCUCUACCUCAGCCCCGUGGCAGCUGAUCAUCCCCUUCCUCGUCUCCGUCAUCCUUCCCUCCAUCCUCAAGGCCUAUCUCCAACCGACCCGGUCCUACGAAGGCCUCGCCCCGACCUGGAUCGGCUAUGUCUUCCGCACCGGCCUCUUCAUGGCCGCCCUCUACUGGCUCCUCGACGCGGCCGACAACGGCAACUGGAUCCCCGGCCUCCCCGACAAAACGCUCAAAAACAUCAGCGUCUACACCGCCCAGAUGGUCCUCGGCCUCGCCCUAGUCGCCGGCACCACCGCCUUCGUCUGGGCGCCCCCCUGCGUCUCCAUCGUCACCUCGGCGUCCCCCACCGAACCGACCCGCGCCCAGGUCGCCAUCCUCGGCUACGCCAACGCCCACGGCGCCCGCUACCUCCUCCUCCCGCUCAACCUCCUCGCCGCCUGCAUCCUCCUCUCCAAGCCCAUGGGCGCGGGCGCUCUCGGCCUGAUGGCCUGGCAAAUCCUCGCCCUCCUCGAGGUGCUCGACCUCAACGACCUCACCACCUCCCCCAUCGGGCCCGUGAUGCUCGCCGUGCUCGGCACAUUCCACUUCUUCAAGACCGGCCACCAGGCGGUACUCAGCACGAUCCAAUGGGACGCGGCCUUCAUCCCGCUCUUCACGAUCCGGUACCCCUUCAGCCCCGUGGUGGUCGCGCUCAACACCUUCGCGGGCCAGAUCCUAGCGGCGGCGGCCGUGCCGCUGGUCGUGCUGUGGAAGGCCGGCCCGCGGCGGCGCGGCGUGCUCGAGGCCGUCAGCCGGGCGCUGGGCGUCUUCGUCGCCUACUUCGCCGUCGAGAGCCUCGCGACCAUGGCCUGGGCCGGCCACCUGCGGCGCCACCUGAUGCUGUACCGUGUGUUUGGCCCGCGCUUCAUGGUGGCGGCCGUGGUGCUGUUGGUGGUGGAUGUGGUGGGGAUCGUGGUGUCCCUGACGGGGGUGAGGUGUAACACGAUGGCGAUCGGGGAGGUUUUUGGGUGGGCUGAGUGAGUGGUGCACCUCGUGGGAUCUUUCGUUUUGUUUUCUGUGUAUAUUCUGGAUGAGAGUUUACCCGAGGUUGGAUGAGGGUAGUUGAAAAGGGAGGGACCCCCUAAGGCCGACUCCUGUACAUACCUUGAUAAUGUGUAACGUAACCUGUCAACAAUUGAGUGUGUGGUGAUAAGAAU